This is a messenger RNA of Limulus polyphemus (Atlantic horseshoe crab), 1486 nucleotides long. Its product is annotated as protein Churchill-like. NCBI's taxonomy places the organism in Eukaryota, Metazoa, Arthropoda, Merostomata, Xiphosura, Limulidae. The record is from RefSeq and is a predicted model, not a curated record. Gene Ontology annotation, molecular function: zinc ion binding. Bases 97 to 435 code for a protein of 112 amino acids. The transcript is spliced from 4 exons. Gene Ontology annotation, biological process: fibroblast growth factor receptor signaling pathway; positive regulation of DNA-templated transcription; multicellular organism development.
GAGUUCUGUGUUGAAAACUGAAGGUGAUAGUAAUUUAGGGCUAGAACUAGCACGGUUAAUUAAGUUAUAUAGAUAUUAAAAAUCGAAUUAAUAAAAAUGUGUGAAGACUGUGUUAAAGAAGAGUACCCUGACCGAGGCCGAAUGUGCUUGGAUACAGGCUCUUAUCUUUUAAACUUCAGAAAAUGUUAUUUUUGUGACCAUAAGGAAGAAAUGCAAGUUAUAAACAAGCAACAAAAUGGCCAGGACUCGGAAGAAGAGUUUGUAACAUAUGAACAUGUUUGCUCACAUUGUAACCAUGUGAUUGCUAGUCAUGAGUACUGUUUCAGGGUGGAUGGUGAUUUUCAGGAAUACGAGAUGGACUGUAUGCUGUGUGGUAGAGGUGAAGAUGUAGUAACCAUUCUUCCUGAUGAUAUGCGUAUGGAACAAGAAUUAUGAUCUAUUCAUAUUGGUAUACUUAGAAAGUAUGCUUUCAAUAUAUUAAAUGCUUCUAUUGAAAGUAUUAUGUGGUCUAGAUGCUUGCAAAAGGUAUUUAAUAGCCACUAACUAAAGAUAAGUAAAAAAACAAUCAUGAACAAUGUCUUCUUUAAUCACUGGUACUAUAUUUAAUAGCCAAUAUUAUGUAUAGUACCAGGGAUUACAGAAGACAUUGUUUAUGAUUAUGUUUUUCAAUUGCCUUUACUCAUUGUGCUUGACUUCUUUAAAAUGGAAUUAACCAUUUAUUAUUGGGAGUAUGCUCUAUAUCUAUUUUAAUGGGCACCAACUAACAUUUGGACAAUAAUUCAAACAUUAAAUUUAAGUAACUAGAAAGGUAAUUAUAUAGUUAUAGUCAUGAAAUAAGUAGAAAUCACUAUAAAAAAGGAUGAAGAUAUAUGAUAGGUUUAGACCUUUGAGUGUUAACUUAUUAACAGACCAAUUAUAGUUGCACAUUGAAUCUGGGAAUAGAGUAUGAAAUACUCUAGGAUUGUUCUGUAUCACUGUAAAAAUAAAGUUUGUCAUGUGAUGGGCACUAAGGGUCUUAGUAUAUUAGUUUUGUAUGAAAAUGUUUGUCAUAAAAAGAAAAGCUUUAUGGAAACAGUAAAUGUUUGUAGUAGCCUAAACGUGUAAAAUGUCAUCAGAUUUUUCAUGAUGUUUUAGCUUAUAGUAAAAACUGUGAUGUAAUACCCAUUACCAUUGUACAAUACUAAUAAAAUAACUCAUUUGUUAUUUUUAUACCAACAGCUAUGACUUCAGGAAUUUGUACUUGUAAAAAUGCUAGUUUAGGAAUGUUUUUGCUAUAUUUCUUGAAAAUAAAAUUAGAAAAUAUUUCCUCUUUAUAGCUUAAUUUCCUCUGUACAACAUAAGAAUAAUCUUUUUCAUAUCAAUAAUUAUAAAGUUUAUGUACAUACUUGACUUUUUUUUAUUUCAUAGAACAAAUGGCAAUGAAAAUAUUUAAGUAAUGCUUGUAGUAUGAAAAAUUGUUUGACAUGAAUAAAUUUGUUUGUGUGUA